AUGGAACAUACCACUCCAUAUUCCUUCGACACGCUGCCUCCUGCCACUCGUUCUUCCGCCUCUUCACUCGAUACAUCCUCGCCAACGGUGUCCAUGUUCUCCAAGGGCCAUUCUUCGCGAGGUUCGGGCUCCUCCAUUGCCUCGUCUCCCGUUCCCCGAGAAUCUCUUGACAUGUUUGGUGUCCCUAAGCGGUUGGAAGAUGUCACUGAGGAGCCUCAGGAAAGAGAGGGGAUUGACGGUUACACGUUGGUCAAUGACGGCGCAUGUGACUGGAGUGACUAUGACAAGGCUUUCUCAAGUGACUACAGCCACUUUCCACCUCCCACUGCCCCGGUACAGCCCGACUGGAUCUUGGCGAUGCCCAUCGACAGUUCACUCGCCUCACAGCCUUAUCACACGCCACGUCGGAGAUCGGCAGAGCAGCUCUCAUCAACCCAAGGGCACCGCUUCAGCAGCAAGUUUGGGUCGUUGUCGCGACGGUGGAAAAACAGAUCGGCUGGGCCCCAGCUCUCAAUCGUUACGCACACCAGCGCUUCUGCUUCGCGUUCAGGAUCCUUGAGCUCGUCGCAGAUCUGCAGCCCAGCUCUCAGUGCUGUCUCCAAGCACGAAACUGUCCUGCCAUCAACCUCAAUUGUGGCGGAGACGAACGAGAUAUCCGUGGACGCUGAUGUGGGACCAACCGAUAUUGAACAGAAGACGCCAGAACGCGAGUCAUCAGAGUCAGUACAAGCUACCACACCACUCUUACCACCCAUGUUUUCCGAGUUCUGCCAGAGAGAAGAGCCUGUCUGUUCUCCUCUUCAAUCGCCGGCUAUUGCACCUACUCCUGCCGCCUUGAGCUCUCGGACAUCAUUUGAGGCCCCAUGGUCAUGCCUACCAUCCCCUCCUUUGUCGACGAAGCCGUCAAUGGUUUCUAUGCAGACGAGAUCCCGCGCAAACACGUUGAACAGUUGCGCUUUUGGCGACAUCCCUCCAUUGCAGCUUUUAGAAGACCCUUCCGAUCCCUGGGCUGUUCGCCUAGGUCAUGCAAACUACACUAUACACCCUGAGCCGUAUACGCCUGAGACCCUGGACUUGGAUUCCUACGCCGAGUUUCGCAAAAACUGGGAUCAGGCGCGAAUACACUAUGCUAAGCACAUCACAAGGACCGCCGAACACUAUGGGUCGACUUCCAAAGUCUACAAGCUGACCGAGGAGAAAUGGGCAUCGAUUGAUGACUCUUGGAAGCGACAACAUGACCUUAUGAGGACUGCUCUGGCUCCUGUGCUGGCUCGUCUGAGCGACGGAUCAGAGACACAGGAUUCCAGCACAUCGAGCUCUGUGCUCGAGAAGCCUCUUACUCGAGUGGCUGUGCCGGUCAUCGACGACAAGAGUGGCAAAUUUCCCAAGCUUGGUGACGGCGAGAUCGUCGGACCAAUGUCUGUCGCUCCCCCUCGCGCUUUUUACGACUCCAACAAGGGCAUCGAAAUCGGGAGCCCACCCGUUUCACCACACAAACGAAAGCUCUUCAAAGUCCUUUCCGAUAUCUUUCGCAAUUGA
Messenger RNA from Fonsecaea nubica, 1539 nucleotides. RefSeq lists its product as hypothetical. The transcript has a single exon. The record is from RefSeq and is a predicted model, not a curated record. The coding region runs from base 1 to 1539 and encodes 512 amino acids. NCBI's taxonomy places the organism in Eukaryota, Fungi, Ascomycota, Eurotiomycetes, Chaetothyriales, Herpotrichiellaceae.